AUGCCCCAGCUACCCAUACUCCCUUCUUCCACCACAAUGUCUGACGAUACCGCCGACGUCUCCUCCUACGGCUACACCCCCACUGCCUGGGUCGCCCUCACCUUUGUCUGUGUCUUUUCAGCCUCCGAAAUCGUCCACUUCGCCCAAGGGUUUUUCUACAAGUACUACCUCGUCUUUCCCACCCUCAUUAUCGGGUGUACCCUCGAAAUCAUUGGAUGGGCAGCUCGAUACUGGAGCAGUCAGAAUGUGCUUGCCCGUGAGCCCUUUUUGAUGCAGAUCAUCACCCUCAUCUUUGCGCCCGUCUUCUUCUCUGCCUAUUGUUACACCAUCCUCGGCGUGGCCAUCAGAGCUCUGGGCCCGCAAUACUCUCGCCUUUCCCCCAAAUGGUAUGUCGCUGUAUUCGUCUCGUGCGAUUUCAUCUCCCUCAUCCUGCAAGCUAUCGGCGGCGGCUGGGCAGCCUCCACAGACGUAUCCCCCGUACCCCAUACACCGACCAAUAUCAUGGUCGGCGGUAUCAUCUUCCAGCUCGUCACCAUGAUCAUCUUUUCCUGCCUCGCCGCCGACUUUAUGUGGCGGGCGCAUACUAGAAAGCCUAUCGAACGACGUGCUGCCGCCAUUCAGCAGCAGGAGUUUGAGUUGGCAGAUGCGGAGGCUGCUCAAAAGGGGAGUUUGAGGGAUAGUCGGGCAUCUUCCGUUGAGGACACUUCUGUCAGACAACGUGAAGUGCGGGGUUGGUGGUUCGUCAUGCUCGGUGUCGCCAUCUGCAGUAUCUGCAUCAUCCUCCGAGGCUUCUACCGUUCUUUCGAGCUCGUCCAAGGAUGGGAUGGGUAUCUGGUAAAGCAUGAGGUGUACCAAGAUGUGCUUGAUGGUAUCCCCAUGAUCAUCGCCAUUGCGUCAGUCAACAUUUUUCAUCCGGGCUUCUUCCUUCCCAGGCGACAAGGAUGGAAAAACCUCUAG
This is a messenger RNA of Cryptococcus wingfieldii CBS 7118, 957 nucleotides long. RefSeq lists its product as hypothetical. Bases 1 to 957 code for a protein of 318 amino acids. Gene Ontology annotation, cellular component: plasma membrane; fungal-type vacuole. NCBI's taxonomy places the organism in Eukaryota, Fungi, Basidiomycota, Tremellomycetes, Tremellales, Cryptococcaceae. The record is from RefSeq and is a predicted model, not a curated record. The transcript is spliced from 5 exons.